Molecule: messenger RNA, 2775 nt
Organism: Aedes aegypti (yellow fever mosquito)
Lineage: Eukaryota; Metazoa; Arthropoda; Insecta; Diptera; Culicidae
Product: mitochondrial thiamine pyrophosphate carrier
Exons: 3
Coding region: 805-1728 (307 amino acids)
Biological process (GO): thiamine pyrophosphate transmembrane transport
Cellular component (GO): mitochondrial inner membrane
Molecular function (GO): thiamine transmembrane transporter activity
Source: RefSeq, a predicted model, not a curated record
GUGUCCGACGGUGAGUGCCGCCCAUAACCACCAGAGUGAGUGAUAGAUUUUGUUUACGUUCGGUUAUGCGAUCAAAAUAACAACAUCGGUUCGACAGUUCUAAAAAUAUCUUCGUCCACAUGGUCACGUAUAUUAUGUUCGAGCAGAAGCUGUAUCGGCAUUGAAUGGGAUAUAGGAAGCAACCAGCGGAGUUGCAGUAUCGUUUGGGGGUUCUUUUUCUUGGACAUAAUCGUUCUGGAACGUGUAGUGAAAUGACGACACCUGUGACAAUGUAGAAGCGUUCGUGAACUUGCGGCGAAUAUUUGUGGUUGGGGGUGUGGGUGUGUGACGGAACAGUGUCACGAGUUUUUGGGGGAAGAAAGAAGAACAGAAAGGGGAUACAAUGCAGUGCCAACACUGGGAACAGCGAAGAAGGUGAACGAAAUCAGCGAAACCCCAACGUUAUUAUCUCACAUAUCGACACCCAACAGCUUGGAUAGCAUCCUAAAGGGAGGGCAUAGUGCAAGAGUUGUGUCACUGAAGAGCGGACGAACAUAUUGGCAUAUCAGCCAAUAACCCUCCAACCGGGGGUGGUGUGUAGUUGUUCCCGUGUGUAGGACAUAACUACUAACCUAGAAAAGGAGAGAAAAACAGUGCACAGUAUAGUAGAAGAAUAGCGAAAGUUGUGAUAUAACACCUCUCGUGUGCGGGAGCGAGUGAAGUAAGCCCAAAGGAAAAUCCUGGAGUGGCCUUGGAAUUAGAUAACCGAAUUCGGCACCCAAAGCUUGCUCCCCAUUGCGGUGGGAGAGGACUGCCCCCAGAAAAAUGGAUCGUGAUAAGAAUGAUACGUCUUCCAAUACGGGCCUUGCCGGGGGAUUCGCGGGCUGUAUCACUCGUUUCAUCUGUCAGCCGUUGGACGUGCUGAAGAUUCGAUUCCAGCUGCAGGUCGAACCCCUCAGCGAGGACCACAUGACAUCUAAGUACCGUACCAUUGUCCAAUCCACCCGCCUAGUGUACAAGGAGGAAGGUCUGCGUGCGUUCUGGAAGGGCCACAACCCGGCUCAGGUGCUCUCGAUCAUCUACGGAGUGUCGCAGUUUUCCUCCUACGAGCACACGAACUUCUUCCUGAGACAAUUCGAACCGUUCGAGCGGCACCAGAAUGCGAGGAACUUCUUCUGCGGGGCGCUCAGUGGAACGGUGGCGACUGUGAUAACCCUUCCGUUGGAUGUGGUCCGAACACGACUGAUAUCCCAGGAUCCCAACCGGGGAUAUAAAAACUCCAUGCAAGGCUUGAAGAUGAUUUAUAGGCACGAGGGAAUUAGGGGAAUGUACCGAGGACUCAGUCCCAGCGUCCUGCAGAUAGCGCCCCUCACCGGGGGCCAGUUUAUGUUCUACAAUAUCUUCGGUAGCAUGUUUCGACAGUAUUUCAACAUUGCUUCAACGGAAACGCUGCCGGCGGUCGAGCUGUUCAUCUGCGGAGGGCUGGCCGGAAUUUGUACCAAGUUGCUAGUUUAUCCCCUGGAUCUGGCCAAGAAGCGCCUGCAGAUACAGGGAUUCGCCAAAAGCCGCCAAACAUUCGGUCGGCACUUUGUGUGCGACAACAUGUUCAACUGUAUGUACAACAUAGUCAAGCAGGAAGGAUUCUGGGGCCUAUACAAGGGUCUCUACCCGGCGUUGCUAAAAGCGUGCUUCAUGUCGGCCUUCUACUUUGCGAUCUACGACGAGAUGGUGUGGAUAUUGAAUCACUGAUAGAUACUCAACCGGCGCCGCUCGCCAACCAGGUACCUUAACGGCUUCGGUGACACUAUAUAUUAAUGCUGCUGUGCACAAUGAAAUUCCUAUUUUUUGUAUACAGAGAUUAGGUAGACACGAAAAGUGAGCGCACGCCGCGAACUUAAACUGCUUUCUGGAACGCAACCUACAGAGGAGCAAAGCUACACACCGCGCAAGGCUUCUAAAGCUAGCACCUGUACUAAAUUAGACACAAGCAACAAAAAACAAAUCGUCGGAAAUUACGACCGCACUGACGGAUGGCUUCGAUGUGGUCAAUUAUUAGCUGUUCGCGUUACUUUUACUGUAAUGUUACAAAAUGGUUAGGUAGUUAGGUAGCUAGUGUUUUUUUUUGUACGAAUGAAUUUCUGUCUGAGUUGCAGCAGCACCUGUUCGAGAAGACGAAGCAGAAAAGGAGGAGAAAAGUGUUGUGAAUAUCAUUUAGGAUCAAAGUCGCGUUUCGGACAUUGCGUUGUAGAGUUUAGAAAACACUGUAGGACUGGCCUUAGCCAGGUAGCUCAGCACCUUUUCUUAGAAAUCAGACACACGAAAAUGACACGAAUUUCUUCGGAUGUAUUAGCGGGAAAGCGGUCAAUUACCGAGUAUUUAUUCUCAGUUCAGCUAGGAUAGACGAAGCUAGGAAGCUAUUUUUCUUUUGCUAGGAUUUUCUCAAUUUUAUUUAUUUGUACUUAUACGACCUUUGCGGGGAGAGAGAUCUGACCAGUUGAAACGUACCGUUCUUCUAGGAGUUGACGCCGUUUAGAGUGAGUAGAGCUUAGUAGAAACUGGUACCGUUCUUUUUUGAUCGCUGACAUAAACAUAAAGAGAGCAAAACAUGUAUUAUUAAUCAACCAGACUUCCAUUACUGCGAUAAGUGAACGAAAUAGUCAUUAUAUACAAGAUUAAAGUAAAAGAAAAAAAAACGAAUGGUCUCUAUUCAGCUCAAAGUGUAUGUAUGUGUGUCUCGCGAAUGAAACCGACAAAUAUAGGUUUGAACCGAAUUAAGUCUCGAAACGGAACAAGACA